This is a messenger RNA of Ruditapes philippinarum (Manila clam), 2779 nucleotides long. RefSeq lists its product as uncharacterized. The coding region runs from base 316 to 963 and encodes 215 amino acids. Lineage: Eukaryota; Metazoa; Mollusca; Bivalvia; Venerida; Veneridae. The transcript is spliced from 7 exons. Gene Ontology annotation, molecular function: GTPase activity; GTP binding. The record is from RefSeq and is a predicted model, not a curated record.
CACCAUUAGUUGCUUAUUAAAGUGAUACCGAAAGUAGACAGUAAUAUGUAUUAUUAGUACUUAGUGAUAAUGUCCGUGUCUAUUUUUAGAAAUGUUACAUACCCCGAGUCAUAACAGAACACGUUGCCUAUUUUUCGUUAUAGUAGGUUAUUGAUUCAAAACGAUUGGUCCAUUUUAAAAAAAAUGACUCAUAUACACAGUUUAAAGGUAAAUAUGCAAACAAAUGAAUUUAAUAACGGUGUGCGACUUAAAAAGAACGUAUCGAAUAUUAUAUGUGUUAAUAUUUUAGUUAUUUUAAAGUAAUAAUAACUGACAAUGACAACUGCAGUAAAAUACGAUGCGAGCUACCUAAACAAUGAUCUGUUGUUCAAGAUGUUGAUAAUUGGCGAUUCCGGCGUCGGGAAAUCAUGUCUGUUGUUAAGAUAUGCUGACGAUGAAUUUUCGGAGUGCUACAUUAGUACAAUUGGUGUCGAUUUUAAAAUCAAAACAGUCGAAAUGGACGAAAAAGUUAUAAAAUUGAACAUGUGGGAUACAGCUGGACAAGAGAGAUUUAAAACAAUAACUUCAACGUUUUACAGAGGGGCGCAUGGUGUCAUCCUUGUGUAUGAUGUAACCGACAUGGAAUCUUUUCAAAAUAUUCGGAACUGGUUAAAUGAAAUUGACAAAUUUGGUGGAAGUCAUGUUGCCAAAAUGCUUGUCGGAAAUAAAUCGGACUUGAAACACAAGCGAGAGGUUACUUAUGAAAUGGCACAGGAAUUUGCAAAUGAAAUGGGCAUUCCAUAUUUGGAAACAAGUGCAAAAACUGCAACAAACGUUGAACAAACUUUUAUGACAAUGACUGCAGAAAUGAAGAAAGUCUUUGACACUGGUGCUUUCAAAAAUCAUACAAGACCAAUAAAAAUAACGGAAGGACGUCGCGUGGGCAACAGACCAGGGUUGCUAGGCAACAUGUGUGUUUGUUGAGACAACAUUUGCUGUUCAAGUAUAUUCUUAGCAUUAUUUUUUAUCUGCUGUCCAGGUCCUAAAAGGAUGUGAAAUUACAGUAGAUUUCACAAUAGUGAAACUUUAUAAACAAUGCAUUGUUUUUAAAUACAAACGUAUCCAAUUAUUUGGGGCAUAUACAGUAAGAGCUAUGACAAUUCAAACAUCUAUCAUUCAUUCUUAUUGGUGAAAAAGCAUACAGCAAGUAAGAACUUUUUAUUUUUUAUGGAAAGAGCCUUUGUAACAAAAAUGUGUAGAAAGUUCUCCUGGCAAUUGCAAGUCGUUUACCAAUGUAAACUCUGAACCUGAUAGGUGUAUGCUUUCAUGGACAGGCUCAAUCAACUCGAGUCUGCAACAUUGUUAAUUUUGCCUAUUUUGACGUUCUUUAGGAUUCUGUUUUUCUCUCUAUUGGGUAGUCUUCAAGAAAGGCACGCCUUUCAGUUAAAGUAACUGUGUAUUUUAAAGCAUGCAUUCGGAUGAGCCAAAAUAUUUCAAGAAAAUCAAACGUGAGAACGAAUUUUAAGAAAAGUAAAAAGAUUCAAGAUUCAAGAAAUAAUUUAUUUGUUAUGUGCGAUUAAUGACUGAUUUUCCAUAUUUAUUUUGCGUGACUAACGCAGUAAAGGCUACUGAUUUUCCAUAUUUAUAUUGCGUGACUAACGCAGUAAAAGCUAUUUUACUAUAGUUUUACCUCAUUUUGGCAGUUUUCGUGGAAUGCAACAUGUAUAUUACUCCUUUGUUCACUCCACAAUGUUUUACUAUUCAGUACCUUACCAAAGUUUUUAUGGAAAUUAGCGUGAUUCUCGAAGAAUGCUGCUUUCAACUCAAAGGCUGUCAGAUUUAAAUAGUAAAGUAUCAAACCCAUAUUGCAAUUCGGUAGCAUAUUGUUCUUUGAAAGCAAUGACGGUUUUAAAACAAACGUUUAAAACGCUUUAAAACUCGAGGAAGCUUUUAGAACAGUAUUUCAGCGUAUGCAGUAUAAUGUAAGGCUUAUUCAUGUAUAUUCAUUGGAAUAUGUGCAUUAUGUGCGAUUAAUGACUGAUUUUGCAGUAUUUAUCACCCUAUUUAUAUUGCGUGACUAACGCAGUAAAGGCUAUUUUAGCAUAAUGUUACCUCUUUUUUGUAGUUUUCGUGGAAUGCAGCAUGUAUAUAACUUUCUUUGAACAUUUCGCAAUGUUUUACUUUUCAAUACCUUACCAAAAUUUUCAUGAAAAUGUGCAUGAUUCUGGAAGCAUGCUGCUUUUAACUCAAAGGUUGUCAAAAUGCAUAUCUCAGAUUUAAAUAGGAAUGUACCAAACCCGCCCAGGCAUUGUAUAUCGCAAUUCGGUGGCAUAUUGUUCUCUGGAAGCCGAAAUGACGGUUUUAAAACAAACGUUAAAAACGCUUUUAAAACUCGAGAAAGCUUUUAGAACGGUAUUUCAGCGUAUGCAGUAUAAUAUAAGGCUUAGCUAUUUAUUCAUGUAUGAAAAAAGACAUUUAUAUAAAAAAAAACCUUAUCAAAUGGUGAGAAUACGUGAUUUUCGGGAAUAUGGUUUUACUGCUUGGUUGUAGUGUAAAAUAUGAUCUAAAUAUUUUGAUAGCAAGUGUCUUAAUAUUGAUUUUGUUUCCUGUUAAAAUGUGCAAUAUUACUUGUUUUUGUGUAUACAUUCAUAUAAAUAUUUCUGUUUAAAAGCUACAUUGUUAUAAUCUUUGUAUUAUGAAUUUUUAUUCAAUGUUGGUGUAUUAAUAUUUUGCUGAUUCUGUUACAUAAUAAAAUGAUUAUCCUGAAAAGGCCCAUUGUGCCUUAGAAAUACUGUCUUUU